Molecule: messenger RNA, 1050 nt
Organism: Paracoccidioides brasiliensis Pb18
Exons: 1
Coding region: 1-1050 (349 amino acids)
Source: RefSeq, a predicted model, not a curated record
AUGCCGACGAUUCUAUUACCAGCAUCUGCUGCGGCUUUCGCCCCAAGAUCCUCUCCCAAUGUUGUCCUAAACUCACGGGUAGAGCCGUGGUUAACUGUUACUCUGAAGAGGGUCAACCGGGUCAAGCGACCCCUUAACAACGUUACGCAGCACACACGAUGUCUGACAGAAACGCUAUCGUCGUCGAAUGCCAUCUGGACUCUCUGCUCGAUCAUGCUGCCGAAGGCACCUGAAUCAGAACUGCGACAGGACGAGAAUUUGUUGGUUGAGGCCUUGUUCAACUACCAGCUUGUCCAUAUGGAAGCAUACGUCGUUCAUGUCGACUUGGUUUCGCAAAAUGAAGUCGCUUUCAAACUAACCCCGGAGACGAUUGAAUUACUAGUCGAGUACCACAAGGAUAUCUAUUCUGUGGAUUCUGCUGCCAAAACCUGGAACUGGUCGGAGAAAGAGAUACAACUGAAGAAGUUACAAGAGGAGUUCGUUCAAGCCGCCAACAGAUUUGUUUAUCGGGCAUCUGCAACGGCGCUAGAGGGAAUGGAAGAGGACGGCGCCGGUGAGCUUCUUUGUGGUCGCAGUGAUGAGGCCAAGGCAGCCAUUCUUGGAUUGUUUGUGCCGCUGCUACCACCGCCACCUCGCAUUGUUGAUGUGGUGAGGCCAACUCCAAUCCUACCCAGCUCGACGGGGCCUGAUAACUGGUGGCACAGUCCCAUCCAGCAACCUCAUCCCGAGCCGGUUGAUUCGUGGAAGGUUGUUCCGUCUAGCCCGAGCACCACCUCAAGCGAUUCGAAUCAAAACCUGUGGGCUGCCAGCAUUGCACUUAAUGAAAUCCAAGCUUCAUCCCCUACGCUGUCGCACAGCCACCCUUAUUCCACCACUGCGUACAGCGAAACUCAGUAUUAUAGCACUCCGGCCACUCCAGCUUCUAUCACACACUUCUUGUUGCCGAGCAUGCUGGCGCAGCAACAGUGCAGUACCGCAGCGAACAUGGGAGGCUUUGGCUGGGGCGAACGAUAUCAGGACUUCGCCCUGCCAUAUGGAACUACCAUGUAG